This is a messenger RNA of Diaporthe amygdali, 2457 nucleotides long. RefSeq lists its product as uncharacterized. The transcript is spliced from 2 exons. Gene Ontology annotation, molecular function: zinc ion binding; sequence-specific DNA binding; DNA-binding transcription factor activity, RNA polymerase II-specific. Lineage: Eukaryota; Fungi; Ascomycota; Sordariomycetes; Diaporthales; Diaporthaceae. Gene Ontology annotation, biological process: DNA-templated transcription; positive regulation of transcription by RNA polymerase II. The record is from RefSeq and is a predicted model, not a curated record. Gene Ontology annotation, cellular component: nucleus. The coding region runs from base 1 to 2457 and encodes 818 amino acids.
AUGGCCGGUCGCGCGUACGGCGUGAUUCAGCAACAUCCCGUCUAUCGGGGGUCCUGUGCCGACGCCGAUGCCAACGCAGAUGUUCAUGCAGGCACAGACCCAAAGACCACGCCCGGAGGAGUGAACAACGCGAGAAGCCUAAGUGCAGACGCGGAUCUCCAUAGUAUGCCUAUGCACAAGUUCACAGCAUGCAGUCGCUGCCACGCCAAGAAGAUCAAAUGCUCCGGAGGCAAACCAUGCCAAGGUUGUCGUCAGAGCGACGUAGGCGACGCAUGCUCGUAUCCGGAGAGCAAUAGAUCCGUCAAGGUCAAACAAAGAUUCCUGGAUAAACUCUGCGAGGAGAUUAAACAGCUUCGGCAGCAACAACAACAACAAGGACAGCAACAGCAAGACAAUAUUGGGAGCAUCAGUAGUAACAAGAGCAGCAGCAGCAAGAACAAUGAUGGCAAUAGCAAUUACAGCAAGCAUCGGACAACUCGACCGACAACAGAGCAGCAACAGCAACAACGACCUGGCAAAGAAAACAGCAGGUCGCAAGAGGUCUUGUCCAAUGGAGCAAUUUCUCAGGGAGACACCUCGCCGCGCACGAGACCGGUAAGGGCUUCCAUGUCCGUUGCUGGAGCAGAACCCGGGACCGAGGAAGCCGAGGAGGAUUUGGACAUGAGCACAAUGCCCCUCAGUUACAGUCGCGCACAAGGUUCCUGGUUCGACAAUCGCAAUGUAUUUCAGACAGCCGUUCUCAUCGGCGAGACGGCCGAUACGGCGUUCGCCACACGCUUUCGUCAGACCAUCGCAAAUCCUCAGGCACCUGAGCCACCCCAUCUGCUACGUCUCGACUACUUUACAGAUGAGGCACUGACGGGCUUGACCCAGUCUCCCGUCGCCUGGCCAUGUCCAUCACAAGCCCGGUUUCUCGUCGAGGCGGCUCUCAAGUACUUGGCACGGUGCCACUAUCUUGUACAACGCGAGGUGGUCACGGGAGUCCAAGGCACUGAAAUAGCCAUGAAUCCAGGCAGGGGCACGCCCGAGCUGCGAGCCAAAUUCUGGGUUCUGUUCGCCCUUGGGGAACUAUGCUCGGCCCGCUCACUGCCAAGUGAUGGUUAUCCGAGCGUGCAUUACUAUGCCCAGGCCACUAAGCUUCUGGGUCAGCUCAAAGAGCGUCCAGGGCUCGACUUCAUUGAGACACUCCUCAUGCUGUCACUCUAUUCGCUGGCCCUUAACAGGAGACACAGCGCCUACAUGUAUGUCGGCACCGCGAUGCGCUCGGCUGUCAUCAUGGGUCUUCACCUCUCUGUGCCUCAACACCAGCUGCCCGACCUAUUCACCAGGGAACACCGCAAACGGCUCUUCUGGACCACCUAUGCCUACGACCGCCGGUGGGCAGCACUGUUGAAUCUCCCACCAGUGAUCCAUGACGCUGUCAUUGAGGUGGAAUACCCAUCUGAUAGUGAUGUUGAGGUUCUGGGAUCGGUUGAAGCGGACCCAGGGACAUGCUGUAGUCGUAGCAGCAGAAGCAGUCACGACACGGAGCACAAGGUGGCGAGCAUCCAGCUAUCUCGCCUACUUAGCGGCGUUGUCGAUUCUGUCUAUGGUCUCAAGAAUCGGCACAAAGACACCCAACUACCCACUCGUGUUCAGCGCGCACUCAACAAUCUUCAGGAGUGGAAUGAGCACUUGCCGCCAUCCCUGCAGAUCAGCAAAGCCGGGCAGAGGCAGGAUAGCAUGGAAGCCGUCUCACUCCGCCUGUCAUUCUACCAAUGCGUCAUACUAGCCACCCGGCCCAUGCUUCUCUACUCACUGCGUCUGCAGGCUGAUCAGGCCAUACAGUCAUCGAGAACCGUCGAGCCCGAUGCCACCGAUGUCACUGUUUCUGCGACCGAUUUGCCCGCAACUGCUGUGGCACUGUCUGCAGCCUGCGUGCGAUGCGCACGCCACUCGGCAUAUCUCCUGACUCAGUCCUGGAUGGAAGGGUCUUUUGCAACUUUUGACUGUUUUUUUACUCACUAUCUCUUCUCCUCGGCGACCAUCCUCGCCGUUUCGAGCCUGCUGGGUGGCGAGGAUAGCGCCUCAGAUCGCGAUACGUUCGACCAGGCUGCAUGGCUCCUCAAGAAGUUGCAGGAGGCCGGAAACUGCGUCGCGCAAGAGUACUGCAAUCAUGUCCAGGCAAUACAAGCGGCUAUGGUGACCUAUCUCGGCAAGGUAGAACCGCUGAGCAGUGUUGAGACAGCAUCUUUCGUCGGUGGUAGUAACGCACCAAGCAAUGCUAACUUCCAACCUCAACUUCCCCAGCCAGUUGGUCCGCAAAACUUGGAUCCCACGGCGACGGGCUCGGGGAUUCCGUGGACUGAACCAUCGUUGUCGCAACUGUUGUCGCAGCCGGCGCUUGACGUGCAGUUCCUGGAGGCUGCGAUCGGCAACGGAUUUUCUCAGGGUCCGUACUGGUCGGACAAUGGGUGA